Messenger RNA from Linum trigynum, 1516 nucleotides. The record is from the annotation of a GenBank genome assembly. NCBI's taxonomy places the organism in Eukaryota, Viridiplantae, Streptophyta, Magnoliopsida, Malpighiales, Linaceae.
CGUCGCCACCCGCCACCGCUCCUCCACAUAUAAAACCAGCUUCGCAGUCGGGUUAAAAUGAACCCCAAAUCACCGACGGCUGCUAUAAACAAAGCAAAAAACAAUUCACAUAUAAAAAACCGAAGACUGCGGCGACGGCGGCGGCGUGGAAAGAAAAUGGUGGAUCUUAAUCAGAACGGCGACGACGAUCACCGUCACCACCAUUACCACCACCACAUCCACAUGCCGAAGCGGAUAAUCCUGGUCCGCCACGGCGAGUCUCAGGGGAACCUGGACACUGCGGCGUACACCCACAUACCGGACCACAAGAUCCCGCUCACCGAAGCGGGUCGGGCCCAGGCACGGGAGACGGGCGCCCAGCUGCGGGACCUGAUCUCCUCCGACUGUGGCAAUUCAACAAACACUUGGCGGGUGUACUUCUACGUCUCCCCGUACGACCGCACUCGAUCCACGCUGCGGGAGAUCGGCAAAGCCUUCGACAGGAAGCGGAUCAUUGGGGUUAGAGAAGAGUGUCGGGUUCGUGAACAGGAUUUCGGGAAUUUCCAGGUCGCGGAGAGGAUGAAGGUUAUCAAAGAGGCCAGGGAGAGGUUUGGGAGGUUCUUCUUCCGUUUCCCAGAAGGGGAAUCUGCUGCUGAUGUCUUCGAUCGCGUUUCCAAUUUUCUGGAGUCACUAUGGAGAGACAUAGACAUGAGCAGGCUACACAAGGACCCAUCCAACGACCUAAACCUCGUGAUCAUAACCCAUGGACUAACAUGUCGGGUAUUCCUCAUGAAGUGGUUCAAGUGGACGGUUGAGCAAUUCGAACUACUAAACAACCCUGAGAACUGCGAGUUCAGAGUAAUGCAGUUGGGAGCUGGGGGAGAGUACAGCCUGGCGAUCCACCACACGGACGAAGAGCUCCGAGAGUGGGGGCUCUCAGAGGCCAUGAUCGCCGACCAAAAGUGCCGUGCCACAGCUAGUAAGGCCGGUUGGAACGAGAACUGCCCCUGGUUCCUAGAUGAGUUCUUUGACCCUCCACAUGAAGAGUUGAGCAAGGAAAAUGAUGAAGGCUAUGAAAUUCCUCAGGAGUCGAGUCCCAUGUCUAUAAAUUCAGAAGAAUAGAAACCCAUGAUUCUUUACAGAAUGUAGGUUCCUUCUCAUUGUUCGUGUGUGCACAUACUAUGCUUUGUCUAUGGGUAGUUGGUAGAAGAAAGAUCAUCAAAUGUAAUAGCACGGUCUUUUACAGUGUCCGAUUUAUAUGUUAAUGGAUUCAGAAUUGAUUUGUAAAAGGAAAAUUGAUUGCUUUUUACUCAUCAUAAUAGAUGUCCAUGUCAAUAGGCAACCAAGUCUUGAAUCCUUGUGGGAGGUGGAUUGCUUUUUUUAUCCUGUAGGUUAGGGCAGCAAGGUUGUCAACCCGCGGGUUGACCCGGACCCGGUUGAACUAGUAGGUGAAGGAUUAAUGGGCCACCCGUUUUACCCUGGAAAUAUGGAAAGAGUCAUUAUAUUGUACUUAUCAUGAUAAAUUAUAUCAAAUAUC